This is a messenger RNA of Torulaspora delbrueckii, 738 nucleotides long. RefSeq lists its product as uncharacterized. The coding region runs from base 1 to 738 and encodes 245 amino acids. NCBI's taxonomy places the organism in Eukaryota, Fungi, Ascomycota, Saccharomycetes, Saccharomycetales, Saccharomycetaceae. The record is from RefSeq and is a predicted model, not a curated record. The transcript has a single exon.
AUGUUUGAGACCGUUGAAGACGCUACACAGUUUAUCAAUGGCCAAUUACUAGCGAGAGGUUAUCUGAAGACGGGAAACUCUUUAAAGAUUGAUGGCGCUCCAGAUGAUGCAAGGUUAGUGAUAAACACUAUACAUAAAUUGUUAAAAGCGGUUCAAUCUAAGGACCAGCAACUCACGGAGGCUCAAACGAAGUUACAAAGGCUGCAGAAAGCUGUCCCUGAACCACAGCCAAGACCUACAACUCCGCGUGAGCCACCCAGGGAACCACCCAAGAGACCGACACCGAACAAGAUUGUGAAGAACAAAGAUGAAUUACUGAGGAAACUGUACAAGGUGCGACUCAAUGGUCUCCAAUCCACAAUCGAUGAACUGAAAGAUCGGUUCCAUCGAGAAAGGCGAUCUACAAACAUAACAUGGCAAGCUCACCAAGAAAUCACUACACAAACAAACCCACAGAUACAAGAAGACUUCAGCGAUCAAUUGACCCAAUUGCUAGCCCGCGAAUCACAACAAUAUGAAUUUGAUAAAGAACUACAAAAGUUUCUCGCGAACGUCAACAGAUUCACAUACUCAUGUGCGGUCCUCGGUAUACCAGACAUAGACUUACAACCUCAACCACCACACACUUUUGACUACUUCAAGAGCCAUGAAAAGGCUGAGCUAGUAGAGUGCAUCACGGAUUGGUACGAGAUUGUUGAUAUAUCGAGAAGGCCCGUGCGAAUUGAUCACGAGCCUUGA